This is a messenger RNA of Arctia plantaginis, 1005 nucleotides long. NCBI's taxonomy places the organism in Eukaryota, Metazoa, Arthropoda, Insecta, Lepidoptera, Erebidae. The record is from the annotation of a GenBank genome assembly.
AUGACAUUUAAGAGUUUUGUUGACAAUUCAUCUGCAAGCGACGAGUGGAUGUAUUUCGACUACAAAUAUGUUUAUCAGUGGUUUAACACUGAUGAUGAACUGUACAAGGAUAUAAGUUGGAAGCAGUUUGGUUACUCGGACAAAGGUGCUGCAGAUGCGACGUUAUGGGUUGGCAGUAGUGGAGCUCAUACACCAGCUCAUCAGGAUACAUAUGGGGUUAAUAUUGUCACCCAAUUGUUUGGAAAAAAACGUUGGAUACUGUUUCCUCCUGGUACUGGAGGUCUAAAGCCCACUAGAGUGCCAUAUGAAGAGUCGAGUGUGUACAGUGAACUGAACUUCUACUGUCCUAAUAAUUUAGAUGUUUUCAAUAGUUUGACAGGUGGCCGUAUGGUGGAGCUAUCCGCUGGUGAUGCUCUUCUAGUACCAAGAGGCUGGUGGCACUAUGUACAGAACGUAGAUCCAAUAAAUAUAGCACUGAAUAUUUGGUUACCUCAUGAAAAAGAUGGCUCAACACGAGUUUCUGAAGCUCUGAUUAAAAUAUUUGUAGCGCAAAUAUGCAAGGAUCUUCCCCAGGAAACCGCGAAGUUAAUAAUUAAUCCUAACGAGGAUGAUAUAGCCGAUACGCCACUGUCAGUACUAUUUUUACAAUUAGACACAGUAGCUAACGCGUACUUAGACAACAGGCGCAAACUUCGACGUGCGAAGAGACAGAGAACUCGCGAAGAUGAAUCCAUACCGACUGAAGUCGAAGACAUCGAUAUAAAGUCUUUAAUAGAUGAUAAAUCGAACAAUCUGGAAAAUGCUGCUUUGAUUACAGCUGAAGAGUUGGUUAAGUUAAUAAAACAGAAUCUCAAGGAUUACGUGAAUAGAGAUAGACCACUUUGUGAUGACGAAAUAGACGGCUCUACAACAGGAUUGUGUUUAACGAAAGCAGUUAUUGAUGCUUAUAGCGAAGCUAACGUCAUUAACAUGGUGAAACAAAAUUUAUUGGCUCGACUAAAUUGA